This is a messenger RNA of Cololabis saira (Pacific saury), 1461 nucleotides long. RefSeq names its product zinc finger protein 239-like. Gene Ontology annotation, biological process: regulation of transcription by RNA polymerase II. The transcript has 3 exons. Gene Ontology annotation, cellular component: nucleus. Gene Ontology annotation, molecular function: DNA-binding transcription activator activity, RNA polymerase II-specific; RNA polymerase II cis-regulatory region sequence-specific DNA binding. NCBI's taxonomy places the organism in Eukaryota, Metazoa, Chordata, Actinopteri, Beloniformes, Belonidae. The record is from RefSeq and is a predicted model, not a curated record. Bases 528 to 1292 code for a protein of 254 amino acids.
GGACUCCUGGUCCUGGUUCUGAUCUCGGUCCUGGAUCUGGUUCUGGUCCAUCUCCUCCAAACACGUGUCCACCACUCGAGUGUUUCCUGCUGGUAAAUGUAGGAUUAUCGUCCCGGAGACUAGAAUGUUGUAUUUAGAGGGAAAUGUUCUCCCCCGACAGCGCUGUAUUCACUCUAGUGUCUAAUAGAGUCCAACACAAACUCACCUCUUGGUAGCGACAUUCAUUUGUCAGAGAACCUCCCGAGUCCGACUGCCGCGGGGCUACUGCGCAUGCUCCUGACUACUGUGGCAUGCUGGGAAAUGUCGUUUUCAUGUCACCUUCGUCAUGAUAUUGCCGUUGUGUUUACUAGCAACUCGCAUCCUAUUGGAGCAGCGGGAUCACGUGACGACCGCGCCUCGACCCGCGGGCCAAAAUCUUCCUCCGCUCAGAAGAAACUAGUACCGUUUUGCGGCCCCGAUCUCGGGACUCUUGGGGGGUUUUGAGCUCUGGACUUUUACUGAUCAGGCAACACUCGUGUUUGGAGGAGAUGGAGCGGGACCAGAUCCAGGACCAGGAUCAGAUCCAGGACCAGAUCCAGGAUCAGAUCCAGGACCAGAUCCAGAUCCAGGACUGGGGUCAGAACCAGGACCAGGAGUCCAGCAGCAGGACCAAAGUGGACUCUUCCUCCGCUGGUCUGCAGAAACAUAAAGCCAAAGAGAGAACCACAAGUUACUGCUGUGAUAGGAGGGAUAAAGUCCUCACCCAUUCACCAGGUCUGAAGGUCCAAAAGAGGAUUCAUACUGAAGAGAAGCUGUACAGCUGUGAUCUGUGUGGGACAGCUUUUACCCGACAAGGUAGUCUAAGGAGUCAUCAGCGUAUUCACACUGGGGAUAAGCCUUACAGAUGUGAUCAGUGUGGGGCAGCUUUUACCGAACAAGGUAGUCUAAGGAGUCAUCAGCGUAUUCACACUGGGGAUAAGCCUUACGGAUGUGAUCAGUGUGGGGCAGCUUUUACCCGACAAGGUCAUCUAUUGAGUCAUCAGCGUAUUCACACUGGAGAGAAGCCUUACAGAUGUGAUCAGUGUGGAGCAGCUUUUACCGAACAAGGUACUCUAAGGAGUCAUCAGCGUAUCCACACUGGAGAGAAGCCUUACAGAUGUGAUCAGUGUGGGGCAGCUUUUACCCAACAAGGUCAUCUAAGGAAUCAUCAGCGUAUUCACACUGGAUUUAAGCCUUACAGAUGUGAUCAGUGUGAGGCGGCUUUUACCCAACAAGGUAGUCUAAGGCGUCAUCAGCGUAUUCACACUGGAUAAAAAAUUGUCUGUGAUCUGUGUUGGGCAGCUUUUACUCGGGAGAGCUCAGUUAAAGUAACCAAUUUACACAUGUUACAUUGUUCUGAAAAAAGAAAAACUGGAGUUUUGUUUUCAGUUUCAACUAAAAAAUGUGUUUAAAUUAGAUUUUUCACCAGUUUAUGUUCCAUUG